Symbiodinium natans is the source of this 1554-nucleotide messenger RNA. NCBI's taxonomy places the organism in Eukaryota, Dinophyceae, Suessiales, Symbiodiniaceae. The record is from the annotation of a GenBank genome assembly.
AUGCUUGCGGCGCGGCGAGCGCUCACUUCAUGCUUUGACGGCCUGCUGGACCUGUUCCAGGAUGUGCCCAGCUCGCUGAAAUGGGCGGACUCGCUUGGCGGGGCGCUGGUUCCUGUUUCUGAAUCCGAGCCUCUUUCGCUGACCGUGAAGUCAGGGACUCCCCCUCAAGACUUGGUCGGUGCUUACAUGCGGGUUGGCCCCAAUGCGCAGUACUGGCCGCCGACAAAGCGCACCCAUGCGUUUGAUGGAGAUGGAAUGGUUCACGCAGUUCGCAUCUCCGAGGGGAAGGCUACAUACAGCUGCAAGUUCAUGGAGACUCCGCGAUAUCUUUUCGAGAAAGAGUACGGCAAGGAAUGGUUCACCCGUAUCGGAGAAUUCCAUGGCUUGUCGGGUCUCAUCAAGAUCAUGACAGUAGUUCCCAAAAAGACGAAAUUGGCCAACUUGGAUGCAAGCUUCAAUGCAUCAACGGCGAACACGGCCAUAGGAUACACGCCAGAAGGAAAGCUUUGGGCGCUGAAUGAGGGUGGCGCGCCGUUCCAGUUCGCAUUAGAUCAGGCCGGCGUUCCAAGGAGCCUGGGUUUCGAUACUUUGGGUGGAACACUUCACGAAUCCAUCUCGGCACACCCCAAGUUUGACUUCCGGACGGGGGAGACCUUCUUUCACGGGCGCAAGCUGGCAGCGAACAACUUCUACGCGGGCCGCGUAUUCAACGGUAGGUUGGUGGACAGACUGGACGUGGAUAUAAAAGUGCAGGGAUUCCACCAUGACAUGUUCAUCACGGAGAACUACAUGGUCCUCGUGGAUGGCUCCACCCGUUUCACACCGGACGGGGUCGUGAAAGGGCAGCCGCUCUGGAACUUCGACCAGGGCAGGAAACUGCGCUUUGGCAUUCACCCGCGAAAUGAGAAGCUGUCUUCCGAAAGCAUGAUUUGGAUUGAGGCCAAUGAGGCAGCCGAGAUUGUGCACACCUGCUAUGCCUACGAUGAGAGCGGCAAGAUCGUUUUGUGGUCGCCUGUUGAGUACUACGAGGAAGGCGCCAAUGAUGGCAUCCUAGGAGGUAUUGGGCUUGGACGCAUGCAUCGAGUUGUGAUCGAUCUUGCCUCCAAGGCUGUACAGAUUGAGAAGGUGGCUGGGGCGGACCAGUACACGACAGAGUUCCCUCGCAUACGAGACGACCGCAUCGGCAAGCGGGUGCGUCAUGGCUACUCCGGGCUUCAGGUUCCAGGAUGCGACUUCAACUUCCGCGGCAUGCUGAAAUGGGACUUUGAAGAAUGCAAGCUGGAUGGUGUCAUUCACUAUCCUGACGAUGUUAUUGGAGGCGAGCCCAUAUUUGCACCCCGCAAUGGCACGGGCGAGGAGGAUGAUGGCUACAUGGUGGCGCUGCUGUUCAAUGAGAAGACCCAGGAGUCGACCUUCACAGUGUAUGAUGCCAAGACAUUCUCAUCGACGCCCGUGGUUGAAUACUCGGUUCCGCGGCGGGUGCCCAUCGGCUUCCACGCGAUUUGGCUUUCGGAAGCACAGUUCCAGAAGCAGCUGCAAACGCUCAAUGCCUGA